Messenger RNA from Solanum dulcamara, 6891 nucleotides. RefSeq lists its product as uncharacterized. The coding region runs from base 209 to 4960 and encodes 1583 amino acids. Gene Ontology annotation, cellular component: nucleolus; TRAMP complex. The transcript has 19 exons. Gene Ontology annotation, molecular function: poly(A) RNA polymerase activity; mRNA binding. The record is from RefSeq and is a predicted model, not a curated record. NCBI's taxonomy places the organism in Eukaryota, Viridiplantae, Streptophyta, Magnoliopsida, Solanales, Solanaceae. Gene Ontology annotation, biological process: RNA 3'-end processing.
CAAUUCCAAUACAAGUGAAAUGAUAAAGGUAUUAUAUUUUGAAGAAAUCUCUUACAUCAUAAAGUAUAAAACAAAAGCCUGCAAAUAAGGAAAAAUCUCUUACAUGAACCGCGAUUGUUGCUUUUGGUUGUCGUCUUCUACAUGAUCGCCGCUGCAACUGCUACUGCAACCAACUGAGAAACUUCACAAAAAUCACCUGAAAAAAAAUAUGCAAAAAUCAAGCUUUAAUUUACCUUUGCCCCAAAAAUCUAUGAACAAUUCAAGACAGCAGCUUUUUGAUUCUCUCACAUCUCACAUUUCUCUUUACAAUUCACAAACCGCUCCAUUUCCUAAUCAUAACCCUAACCCUAGAUCAUCUAUUAUCAAAUGGUUCUCUUCCCUUUCGAUUCCUCAACGCCAAGCUCAUCUCACAAUCGUUCACUCCAAUUUCCUCCAAAUUCUGUUGCAAAUGCUUGGUAAACUCCAAUCCAACGGUCAUGGUUUCUUCUUCAUCCUACCUGACAUGCCUUCAGAUGGUUCUGAUCUUCCAAGCAUUUGUUUCAGGAAGUCUCAUGGGUUGUUAGCUCGAGUUGCAGAGUCGAACGAGUCAGAACGGCGAGUUCGUCACUCGGUACGGAUUUUCAGCUCGAAAGAAGGGGAAGGGGAAAAUGGGGUUUCGGGUUUGUUGGAAUUUGUUGAUUCUUUGACUGUAAGUGGGGCAUUUGUUGGCAAUGUGGAUACUUUUGUGAAUGCAAUGGAUGGUGUUUCGAAUGGGAGGUUUUUGAGGGGGGAAGAAAGUGGGUUCAGCUCAGAAUGGGUGGAAUUGGAGUGGUUGAAAGAGAAGGGUUAUUAUAGUAUCGAGGCUUUUGUGGUGAAUAGGUUGGAGGUGGCGUUACGAUUGGCAUGGUUGAAUCAUAAUAAUGGGAAAAAGAGAGGUGUGAAGCUGAAAGAUAAGGUGAAUUCUGUAGGUGUAGGAGCCAAUGCAUUUUGGAGGAAGAAAGGGUGUGUAGAUUGGUGGGGAAAGUUAGAUGAGGCGACAAGGGUCAAGAUUCUUCGUCAUGGCUUAGGGAAGGCGGCAAAAUCACAGAUUGCUGAUACUUUGAAAGGGGCAAGAGGUGUUUCUGCAGAUAAAGCUUGGCUAUGCAGUUCAACACUAGAACAACCUCUGAGGGGCAACACUACUUUGUCUGAUCGAAGGAACUUAGUGAAUCUCAGAGUGUCAGAUGCAAGAGUUGCAAAACAGAGCCCGCGUCAUGCAUCAGUGUUUGGAGUUUCAUGUUCAUUCAACCAGUUACUUGAUUGUUUGUUUAUGCUCAAGGAUAUCUCCACUGUGCUGUUGGCAUGUCCACAUUCUGUUUGCGGGUCUCCUGAUAGUGAAAAACUAUUUUUUAGUUCAUUAGAAUCUGUUAAUACUCUUUCUGAUUGUAUAUUAAGAAAAUUACGGGGGUUACUCAUGAUUAUUUCUCUUGACUGUACAAAGUAUGAGCUACUAGCGGACGAAAGCUUGAAGUCCUCAUCAAAGCAAAACAAAGAGAUACUUGGUGCUUCUAACCGUAAGAAAAAAGGAAAAAAACGUAAAGUGAAGAAAUCAAAUCCUUUGCCGAAACCUACAACAGAUGGUUUAAGGCUUGUUAAAAGCACUGAGGAUAAGGGAGACACAUUCAUGUGUGGUGAUAAUGUACAUAGUAGUUCAUCUACUGGUUUGGUCAAUAAAAUUUGUGGUGAUAAUGUACAUAGUAGUUUGCCUAGUGGAUCGGUCAACAGAGAACAACAGAAGGAUCUUGAUAAAGAGAGUGUUCCAUCUUUGAUCGAUAUGGUUGGACAUGGUGAAGGACCAGAUGGUCAAACUGUUAGAAGUGCUUCAAGGAAGAAAAGGAAAGAAAGAAACAAGAUUAAAAACCCUAGCUUGAUAACUUCUGGGGAAGAUGGUAAAUGCCAGAAAAGAAAUUCUCAGAAGUCCUUUAUUUCUGUCACCUCCCGAGAUGGGGAUCGAAGGUCUGAUUGUGUCACUGUAGUAGAUUCAGUUGUUCAAAGCGGAUCAAAAGAUUCUUGUAUUGACAAUGAGAAACGUGAACUGGAAAUGAGUAUUUUGAGUCGAAGCAGUGGGGAUUCUGGCUCUUCUGGUUCUUUUGAAGGUUGCAGGAAUCCUUGUUUGACAGACCAUUUGCCUACAGAGGGGGUGAUGGGAAAAGGAGCGGUAGCUGUUGCAGUGGAAACGAGGGAAGGCGAUUCUGCUGUAUCUUCUGUAGUGCCUGUGAUUAAAUCUGAACUCACUCAUUCAAACUGCAAGGAGUUUAAAAAAUUGAACAGAUCAGGUUUUCUUGAGCAACAAACUAAAGUUGGUGAUCCCAACACAAAGUUUAAAUCCUUAAAGGAGCAAGGAAGUGUUGAUGUUUAUGAUACAGGGCCGAUGAAUUCUCCAUCUUAUGUUUCGUAUGAGUGGCCCAGUGUAGCUCCUGUUCAUCUUCCAUGCGGUGAUUCUCAUCUCCCACGGGCUACUGAUAGAUUGCACCUUGAUGUCAGUCACAACUGGAAAAGUCAUUUUCGUCAUUCUUUUCUACGCAAUGUACGUCAUGUAAGAAAUUCUUCAAUUGAAACAGGGUGCCCUGGAAUCAUAUCUGGACCUCUGUCAGUGAGUUUAGAUUGGCCCCCAAUGGUGCGCAGUAUCAAUAGACUAGCUGCUCCAUCAGUUACAUGCAAUUAUGAUGCUGGGUUCAUCUCUAGGAGAACUUCUUUCCAGCAGGAUAUAGCAGCCCAAAGCAUGCACUGCAAUGCGAUGAGUACUGAGGAUGAAAGGGUGUAUUCUGGCGACUUAAUGGACUUCUCUGAUCUAUCAAAUUCACAUGAAGUAGGUGAAGACCAUGAUUAUCACUGGAUGUCUGAAGAAGAGUUAGAGGUACAUGCUGUUUCCGGGGUGGACUAUAAUCAGUACUUUGGAGGUGGUGUUAUGUAUUGGAAUCCUUCUGAUCAUCUCGGUACUAAUUUUUCACGUCCUCCCUCUCUUAGCUCAGAUGAUAGCUCAUGGGCAUGGAGGGAAGCAGACAUGAAUAGGGCAGUUGAUGAUAUGGUUGCCUUCUCUUCUUCCUACAGUACAAAUGGUUUAACUUCUCCAUCUGGUGCUUCCUUUUGCUCUCCAUUCGAUCCUUUAGGUUCUGGACAUCAGGCUCUUGGUUAUGUUAUACCAGGAAGUGAGAUUACCAGCAAGGUUCUGCAGUCAUCAUCGGCAGCAGAUCUAGUGACAGUAGAGAAUGCUUCAGGAUCCUUGUCCAAUUUGCCUGCUGAAGGUGAAGCAAAGUCUGUGGAUUCACUCCCAUACCCCAUUCUACGACCCAUUGUCAUUCCCAGUAUGUCUAGGGAGAGAUCGAGAUCAGAUUUUAAGCGCAGUCAUGAUCAUAAAAGUCCCUGUGUUCCUCCCAGCAGGCGGGAGCAACCUAGGAUCAAGAGGCCUCCAUCACCUGUUGUCCUCUGUGUUCCACGUGCCCCUCAUCCACCUCCUCCUUCUCCUGUUGGUGAUUCUAGAAGACACAGAGGUUUUCCAACAGUUCGGUCUGGUAGCUCCAGCCCCAGGCAGUGGGGUGUUAAAGGUUGGUUUCAUGAUGGAAUUAAUUUUGAAGAAGCUUGUAUACGCAUGGAUGGUAGUGAAGUAGUUUGGCCUGCUUGGAGAAGUAAAAGUCUCUCAGCCCAUCAGUUAACGCAACCUCUACCUGGAGCUUUGCUGCAGGAUCGCCUCAUUGCAAUUUCACAGUUAACUCGCGAUCAAGAACAUCCAGAUGUUGCAUUCCCACUUCAACCUCCUGAAACGCUGAACUCUACUGCAAAGAAGGCCUGUCUCUCGAUGAUCCAUAGUCGCCUUCACAACGAAAUUGAGAGCUUCUGCAAACAGGUUGCCUCUGAGAAUUUGAUCAGGAAGCCUUACCUUAAUUGGGCUGUAAAGCGCGUUGCACGUUCUCUACAAGUAUUAUGGCCUAGAUCUCGUACAAACAUUUUUGGUUCAAACGCUACUGGGUUGUCACUCCCAUCGAGUGAUGUGGACCUUGUGGUUUGUCUUCCUCCUGUGAGGAAUCUGGAACCAAUUAAAGAAGCUGGGAUCUUAGAGGGGCGAAAUGGGAUCAAAGAAACAUGUCUCCAGCAUGCAGCUAGAUAUCUGGCUAACCAGGAGUGGGUAAAAAAUGAUUCUCUGAAGAUCGUGGAAAAUACUGCUAUACCAAUUAUAAUGCUUGUGGUGGAAGUUCCACAUGACCUCAUUUCGUCGUCUCUAUCAAAUUUACAAACACCAAAAGCUGAACCAACUCAGUUGACUGUUGAAGAAGGCAAUACUUUUCAGGCUGAUUCGACUUGUUCGGAUUCCUCAUCUUCACCACAGUGGUAUAAGGUGAAUGAAUGUGUGAAGGAUGUAAAAGCAGUUCGACUUGAUAUUAGUUUCAAAUCGCCUUCACAUACAGGAUUACAGACCACAGAGCUGGUAAAAGAGCUCACAGAACAGUUUCCUGCUGCCACACCCCUUGCUUUAGUGCUAAAACAGUUCCUAGCAGAUCGCAGUCUUGACCAGUCAUAUUCAGGCGGUUUAAGUUCGUAUUGUCUAGUACUAUUGAUCACACGGUUUUUGCAGCAUGAACAUCAUCACAGUCGACCAAUUGACCAAAACUUGGGGAGCCUCCUGAUGGAUUUUUUCUACUUCUUUGGGAAUGUGUUUGAUCCUCGUCAAAUACGGGUCUCAAUACAGGGAAGCGGCUUAUACAUAAACAGAGAACGAGGGUGCAGCAUUGAUCCAAUUUGCAUUGAUGAUCCUCUGUACCCAACCAAUAAUGUGGGGCGGAACUGCUUUCGCAUUCACCAAUGCAUCAAGGCAUUUGCGGAUGCUUAUUCUACUUUGGAAAAUGAGAUACCUUCUCUUCCUAGCAACGAUGAAUCUGAUUCAGUACCUCAAGUUAAGCUGCUCCCAAAAAUUGUUCCAAGCAUUGGGGCUUCUGAGGUAUCUUAAUAUCAGAAAUUUUGCAUCUUGAAGGUAUGUUAAGCUCAAACAUUAUCUUCCGAUCAACCAUAAAUACAUGUAUAGUUUUCAAGAUGCCAUUGGUAUUUUCUUGUGUCUUUUUCUAUCCUCUUAGAUUGAAAUGAUUUGUUGCAUGAGAAUAAAGUUCUAAACUUAUAAUGACUUGGUUGUAUUAAAAAAGCUUCUAGAAAGAAUGUUGUUCAUUAAGGUAUUGUGUAAGUAUCUCCAUGAAGGUAUCAAAGAGUUGUGUUUCUUCCUGUAUAUGGGCUAAUUUUACUUUUUCUUAAAAGUAUCUCCAUGAAACCAGUGAGAAGGAAAGACAUUAUGCUAAACAUUGAAGUUUGGGUCUUCAUAAGUUGAGUAGUCUGAAUAUUACAUGGUAUUGUUUGUUUGAUGUUUUACUCUUCACUUUAAAGUAUCUGCAUUUAAUCUCUUCUUUACUUUUAUUUGCCUUGGUUUCUUGUUAACUUUUAUAACUAUCAAAGACUCAAAGGUCAGUCUCAAUCAUUUAUGUCCUAUUUGGUAUCAGCUUAUUGUUAUGACUAUGAAAGACUCAAUGAUCAAUCUCAACUUGCAACUGCCUCUACUAGAGUUGGACUAAAUUCUACAGCCUCUCAUUCUGCCGUGAUUGGUUGGGACUCUGCCUUUAAAAAUUGGGACCACCUUCCACUGGAUGUCAGAACCAAGGAACAGUUAAAGAGCUCCUCCAUUCAAUAGAAUCAAGCAUUGUCUAAACUCAAUCAUGUCAAUAUAGCAUGACCACAUUGACAUGUUGGAGACAAUGUAUUGUUACCUGGUUCGUCUUGAAAGUUAUUCCAAGGUGCUGGCUGGAAUUGAGUGGACAUUUUGAGGUUGAGGCAUUACAGCAUAUCUCACUCAACCUCCAUGUUAAUAUUUGAACCUUGGGCUAAUAACUCAAAAAGUUAGCUCAUGAGGUCAAGAUUGUUAAAUCCAUAUAAUGAGGCAAACAACCCUAUCCCACACCGAGCUGAGACUCUAACACCCCCCCACCCCCCAUAUGCCCAGGAUUGGACAUCUAGAGCGUGGGCAAUAUUACAUGGGAGCCAUUGUUAGGUAAACCAAGAGUUGGGAUGGGUUUGGUUCUGGUACCAUGUGAAGAAAUGGUGGUGUCUGUGCCCUCUUGAUAACACUGGUGAUCGGGCCAUCAUGCGCAUGCCUCAACUACUUCACCAAGUAUCUGCUAUCCUCCAACAGCACAGGUACAGGAUAAUUCUACACACCCAGACUUGAGCAAAUGGGUCACAAUCAAUAGGAAAAGUAAGCUUUCAACUGCUCCUGAUAGGUUGAGCAUCUUCGGAUUGAAGAUACCUUACGCCAGGAGGGGGCUGAUGGUGAUUGAAGUUAUGUUAUCUUUCUGCUGGCAAUGCAUCUUGGCCUUCUAAUUUAUGUUGGGAGGAUCACAAAUAAUAGUGUUCUAAAGUGAUUUCACUCUGGUGAUGCAGUUGCUAAAAGGGGAUCCUUCAAUUGUGCAAGAAGAUUGAGGCCAAAUUUUAGUCUAGAAAAGGAAGAAAGAAAAAAGAAAGUGAAGAGGAGUUUCUGUAUAAAUUCACAUUAAUUUUUGCUUAGACAUACCCUUGUCCUUUUAUGGUGAUAACAAUUAAGCUGAGCUGGUGUUUUUUAUGCUUAAAAGGUAAACUCUUGAUAUUGUAUUUAGACUGAAAUGCGUACAACUAGAACGGAGUAAACGUAGAAGAUUUAUGUAAUCAUCUCAACUAGUUCGACAUAGAGGCAUAGUCGUCUUUGCUGUAUUUUGUUGUGUAUUCUCUUCACUGACAAAUAAUGUAAUAAUAGCCUGGUGACUAUUAAAUUACCAGCCCUCGAUCAAACAAAUCAUAUGACUAACAAUUAGAUAUGUAACUCUUUCUGGGUACGUAAUGUUCAUCUUAUAUUUGUGCGUGUCA